AUGUUUCAGGCAGUUGACAUUUCGCAUCCGCGAGCACUUUUCUUCCUUGUUCGUGACAUCGAAAAUGUGCUAGAGUUUUUUGCAAAAUUGGGCAUCGAUAGCUUACCGUCAGCUACGGAUUUUUUCAACGAAAUUACUGGUCUGAAUAUGGACCCCGACAACAAUCUGCUUGUGCAGGUUGAAAAUUUCGAGAAAGAUAAUCGCAACGCUCAGUUACGCUAUGACAAGGCAAACCCGGCUGAUAUGGAGUUGCGUUUGUACGAUGCCGAAGUUGCUCUAACUAAUGAGGAUCCGGCGGAAUCGUACAACUGA
Molecule: messenger RNA, 312 nt
Organism: Gongylonema pulchrum
Lineage: Eukaryota; Metazoa; Nematoda; Chromadorea; Rhabditida; Gongylonematidae
Source: the annotation of a GenBank genome assembly